AUGUGCAAGUAUAAGGGUCGUCCUCAGGCUGUACGGACGGUCCAUUCAAUAACGUCUCAACCUCACAACUUGAACACUCACGUUAUGAGCUCCACCAUCGAUGAAACGAUGUCUAAUGAUACUUCUAGUAGCUCAGCCUCUCAAGUCCUGAAAAACUUUCCGCUUCCCACUCAUCCCAUUCUGAAUUCAGCGUUCAGAAUCCUGUGCGUUGUUGCAGUCUCUCGAACGUCCCUCGAACACUGGAGGCACACAAAUAACGAAGAAUGGAAGGAGCAUGUCUCAGUGAUGGUCAAUCGUUUCCAGAACUCAAACGUCACCGCUGGGCUGGUACUCGCAACUACUGCUUUGAUCCUGACGACGAGUUCUCCUGUAACUAGCUUGAUGGUUUUUGACACUGCAGCCUCCUACGUCUUCGCCAUGAUUGCAUUCAGUGCUGCAUUGCUCAGUGUAAUAUCGGGAGCUGCGGUCGUGGUCAUCUAUGAAACUAGCACUGUUCAUAAAGACAUAGAACACCUCAGAGACAUGUCACGAUGCCAAAUUAUCUGCCUGUUGUUGUGGUUGGCAUACCCCUCAAUUUGUCUGGCAGUCGCCGCGUGCUGUUUGUUUGUGUCUCUCUUUAUCGCUUGCUUCUGCUCUGGAAAUGUCCCUGUCCAAGUCAUAACAGCCACAGGUUGUUCGGCCUUCGUUAUCAAUGGAAUGCUUACGCUCCACGUUUUCAGUUUUGUGCGCGAGCCGUAA
Suillus discolor is the source of this 738-nucleotide messenger RNA. RefSeq lists its product as uncharacterized. Lineage: Eukaryota; Fungi; Basidiomycota; Agaricomycetes; Boletales; Suillaceae. The coding region runs from base 1 to 738 and encodes 245 amino acids. The record is from RefSeq and is a predicted model, not a curated record. The transcript has 4 exons.